This is a messenger RNA of Grosmannia clavigera kw1407, 2436 nucleotides long. RefSeq lists its product as uncharacterized. The transcript has a single exon. NCBI's taxonomy places the organism in Eukaryota, Fungi, Ascomycota, Sordariomycetes, Ophiostomatales, Ophiostomataceae. The record is from RefSeq and is a predicted model, not a curated record. Bases 1 to 2436 code for a protein of 811 amino acids.
AUGGCAGAUCCCAGCGACCUCCCUAUAGCUCUGAGACGGACACGUCGAAGCGUCACCAGGCUCUCGGCCCGAUGUGCUACGGGAGCAGCAGACGUGUCCGUGUUAGGUAGAGACCAGACGCCAACCACACCUACACGGUCGCUGAGCCGGCAUAGCGGCGGCACCAAGAAGCAGGUCCGCUUUUCAGACCCCGGGCCGGUCUUGUCUGCAGAUGGCGAUGCGGCAGACAGCGUGGUGGUAGCGGGAACGGGUCUGACGCCCAUGAUCCGACGCACAUCGCUGGCGAGCAAGAGUGCAACGCCGUCGUCGACGUCUCGUCGGCGUCACUCCACCCCUGACCGUCUCAACUGGCCGUCGUCGCCGGCCUCGCGGGGCCGCGGUGUCAACAUGGACGCGCCGUCCAGCCCAUUCAGUGGCGACGUGACCUUUCUGCCGCUGCGCCAGGUGCUGGACGGCCGGGUGAAGCGAAGGCUCCGCCGCAACGGGCUCAGCGAAGAGAUGAACACGAUCCAUGCAGAGAGGCGGCUGCAGGCGGCUGCAGCCCGAGCAGAGCUGCAGCAGCUACGAUCAGAUGUGGCCGAGAAGGAUGCCGCCAUCCAGCAGCUACAGCAGCAACAACAGAAGCUGCAGCAGCAGAGGACUGAAGGAGAGGCGGACACUUCUGGCAAUGCUGCCGCCGAUGCUUCCGACGACGACACCAUUGUGCUGGACACGGACCGGAUCAUGGAUCUGGAACGACAGGUGGCAGAGCUGCGUCGUGAGCUCGUGGUACGCGCGGAUGCCCUGUCCCCAUCGACACCUGAGGCAGGCCACCGCAGCUACAACUGGACCUUUGCUGCCCGCGACCCCUUUAGUUCGACGAUACGGGAUGAGGAUAGCGGCUUUCCUGAUAUGUCUUCGCCUACCAUUGAAGACGGUGAGGAUGUGGUCUUUGGCGACAUUACCAUGGCCGAGUUGCAGAGCAGCACGCCCAGUCGGCCAGCCAGAGCAGGAGGACGCUUGACACGCCCCAGCUGCACGGCUGCAACGGGCAGCUUUCCGACACCGCCUCCAACCAGUCCUGCACCAGCGGCUGCAACUCCUGUCACGCCGAUCGGACGGUACUUUGCAGCCGACACGAUGCUGUCGGCAUCGCCCGUGACCAGCAUGUUGGUUUCCCCGCCGCAGGCCGACGCCGAGAUGCAGGUAUCAUUGCCGGAUGCGGAGAAGGAGCGGCUCCGGGCAGAUCUCGUAUCGCUGCAGGGCGAGAUGGCCCAGCUCGAGACAGCCGUGGCGGCGCACCAGUCCCUGAUGGCGCGACUGAACACGACGCUAGCUACGGGAGGUAUCAGUGACGGGGCUGACAGGCUGGAGGAGCACGUGACCGGCCUAUUGCGCAGCUUGUCCGACAAGACGGCCGCUCUGGCCGAGCUCUCAGCCGAGCUGCACGGGCUCGGCUUCACUGACGGAAGAACCGUCUGUGCAGACCCCAGUGGGGUGAUCACGUUGCUGGCGGCUGCAUUCCGCUCUGCCCGUCUGGAGCUCGAGUACCUGACGCCCGGUGAGAUAUCGCUGCCGCUGACAGCCACGGGCGCAGCCGUGCUAGAUCUGCUGCUGGAGCGGCUGCGGACUCUAGCUCGCCGGGUCCACGCUGCGGACGCGCAGAUGGACGAACAUCACGAGCUGGAGCGCAGCCUGCGCCAGCAGCUGGGCGACCGUGUGUCCGCAAUGGACAGCCUGUCUCACAAGGUGGCCGUGCGGGACGCGCAGAUUGGCGAGUUAGAAGCAGCCGUGCAGAGCAAGGACGCAGAUGCGGUGGCGACGGCUGCGGCCCACGACGAACGGGUGGCCGAACUGGAGGUGGGCCUAGACCGGCUGAAGGGCGCCAUGGCGAACUAUGCGCGCGACGUGACUGAGCUAGAGGCGCUGGUGCGGCGGCUAGAGGCGACGGUCGGUGAGAAGGAGGCUGCUCUGGGCGAGAAGGAGGCCGCAGUUGACGCACUGGAGGCCCGGCUGGCUGCGGCCAUCAGUGAGGGUGAGACGCUGCGGGCCGAUGCUGCGGCAGAACACGACCGCACCACAGCCUCGCUGCGUGGUGAGAUCGACCAGGUCAACGCAGCGCUCCGGGCAGCCCAGGAUGCGGCCCGCCAGCUGCGCCUCGACAAUGCCGACCUCAGCGCCCAGCUGGGCGCCAACCACAUCCGAUCUCGGACGGCCGUGGCCACGCUGCAGGCGGAGCUGACUCGGAUGGUCAGUCGGCUGGGCGAGGAACUGCUAGCUGGGGGGCCAGCCGAAACACCGCCCGUGGCUGUCUACACAGGGCCAUUUGCGGAGUCAACGAAGCGUGCCAGCUGCGGCGACAGCGAGGAUGCUAGGGCUGAUGGCCGCUCGUCGCCGAUGGCAGAGGAGACGACUAGCCGCAAACGUCGGCGAUAUGACGAGGAAGUCCAUGGCUGA